AUGUGGCCGUUGAGCGUUUCGUUGGUACGACUGGCAACUCUGGCUAUCUUUGCCGUUUGCCUCAACUUCAUCCUCAAGACCUUACUCCGACCAUACUUCUCACAGUUACGACAUCUUCCAGGGCCAAAGAACCAUCAAUUCUUAGUCGGCCAUGCCUUGCGAAUACUCCGUGGUUCGGGACCCAAUGAGCUCUAUCUCCAGUGGAUGCGGCGUUGGCCGAACGCCCCGUUCAUACGAUGUCUAUCCUGGCUCAACUCGGAGGUUCUCCUCGUUAACAACAUAGAGGCGUGUCGUGAGGUCCUCCAAACUAAUGCCUGCUGUUUCGCGAAACCGGCAUUCUUUCAUACGCUUGUUGGGGAGUUCCUGGGCGUUGGACCUCUAUCUCGCCCAAGCAUUCGGAAGCUAUUCCCAACGUUUGUGAAAUACUCUCACAAGUUGAACAGUGAAAUUGAUGCUGCGAUCCAACAAAGCAGCGACGGCGUGCUGGAAAUCGAAGAUCUUUUUACAAGGGUGACGCUUGACAUCAUUGGUGUUUCGCUUGUCGGUAAAGAACUUCGAGACUUUCGCUCAAGGACCUCGCCUUUGUCAUUUGAGCAGUGCUACAACGGUAUCUUAGCUCAGCCACUUGCCGGCCAGAUCAUAAGUUUCAUCAAUCCCUUCAUCCCGCUCCGCUGGCUACCUGCAUCCGCAAACCUGAAGUUUAUCAAGGCUAAAUCUGCUCUCAAGGGUAUGAUGACAGAACUAAUCGAGCAGCGAACAUCCGAGGUCGAAAGGGCAAAGGAGUUGGGUACAAACAGUGGAUUAUCACAUGAUUUGUUAACAAGAAUGAUCGAGGCCAGUUCUGUUGAGAACCAGAAGUUGUCUAAAGAUGAGCUGAUCGAUAUCACUAUGCAGGUCAUCGCGGCGGGGCACGAAACUACGGCCAGUGCCCUUCUUUGGACCACCUAUGCCCUUUCCAAAGACCAGAAGUCACAGCAAAGAUUAAGGGCUGAGAUAAUUAAUCUCAGUGACAACGAUAUGACCGCCAAGUCGAUAGACGAACUUCCAUAUCUCGACAACGUCAUUCGAGAAGCUCUACGUGUGUGCUCGCCUACCCUAAUAAUCCCAUGGGAAGCACUUGAGGAUAUCGAAAUAGCAGGCGCCAGGAUCCCAAAAGGGACCACGGUUCAGCUCGUUCCAGCAAUGACGCAGCUGAACCCCGAGAUCUGGGGUCCCGAUGUAGAGACUUUCAAUCCUGAUCGAUGGGAUCACCUAUCUGACGAUUCCUUGAGCCCAUAUGCUAUGGAGACAUUCUCAAACGGGCCUCGCAUGUGUCCCGGAAAAGCGUUGGCAUUGCUCAAUAUAAAGGUCUUGUUGGUUGGGUUGAUCAAAGACUUUAAGAUCGAGAGUGUUGAGGAUAAGGAAUUGGAAUUCAGAAACCCGAGUUUGACUUUGAAGUCCAAGAGGCCACUCCAGUUCAAGGUACAACGUAUUGGUGAAGCACCUUGA
Messenger RNA from Fusarium mangiferae, 1488 nucleotides. RefSeq lists its product as uncharacterized. NCBI's taxonomy places the organism in Eukaryota, Fungi, Ascomycota, Sordariomycetes, Hypocreales, Nectriaceae. The record is from RefSeq and is a predicted model, not a curated record. The transcript has 5 exons. Gene Ontology annotation, molecular function: iron ion binding; oxidoreductase activity, acting on paired donors, with incorporation or reduction of molecular oxygen; heme binding. The coding region runs from base 1 to 1488 and encodes 495 amino acids.